AUGUCUGAAGGAACAGCCUAUGUGACCGGUGGUGCUUCCGGAAUUGGAAGAGGAAUAGCUCAAAUGCUUGUGAAGAACCACAUCAAAGUAUUCAUCGCCGACCGAGAUCUCGAAGGUGCUCAAAACGUCGUCAACGAACUCAACAAAGACUCCUCAGUUGCGAGAUGUGUUCACGUUGAUACUACAAAUUGGAACUCGCAAGAAAAAGCCUUCAGUCAGGCUGUUGCGGACUUUGGGCGCAUCGACUAUGUCUAUCCAAUUGCGGGAGUCGGCGAGCGUACUUGGAUCCCAAAUGACCCUGCCGCUUCUGGCUUUGAGAUGCCCGACUUGACCGUUCUUGAUGUCGACUUGACUGGUGUCUUGUACACGGUGGGGCUGGCGAUACAGCAAUUCAGGAAGCAAGCACCAGGCAAGAAUGGAUUCAGGGGCAAGAUCGGCUGCGUGGCGAGUAUCUGCGGCAUCUAUUGCGUCCCGACACUCCCAAUCUAUACUGCUGCGAAGCAUGCUGUUACCGGUUUCGUCCGCAGCUAUGGCAAAUACUUACCGGAAGAGAAGAUCACCCUGAAUUCAGUCAAUCCCAAUGUCGUCCGUACGAACAUUUCCACCCAAGCAUUCUAUGACCGUUUGGAGAAAGAGCAUCUUUUAACCCCGAUUGAAGGCAUUAUCGAGACUUUUGAAAAGUUGCUGGGAGCGGAUGACACCUCAGGGGAGUGCUUCGAAAUUGGACCCAACUACAACGAUCAAGGGGCAGUCCCAAGAAGCGCUCCUGAAUUUCUGGACAAGGAAAGUGAAAGGGUCUGCGAAUUGCUGCAUCAUAGGGCAUAUCCACUUCACCAACCUCGUUGA
This is a messenger RNA of Rhinocladiella mackenziei CBS 650.93, 846 nucleotides long. RefSeq lists its product as uncharacterized. NCBI's taxonomy places the organism in Eukaryota, Fungi, Ascomycota, Eurotiomycetes, Chaetothyriales, Herpotrichiellaceae. The coding region runs from base 1 to 846 and encodes 281 amino acids. The record is from RefSeq and is a predicted model, not a curated record. Gene Ontology annotation, cellular component: cytoplasm. Gene Ontology annotation, molecular function: oxidoreductase activity, acting on the CH-OH group of donors, NAD or NADP as acceptor. The transcript is spliced from 3 exons.